AUGAGGAUGUGGAUAUUCAAGGCAGAUAGUGGGAUGACAAUCAGCAAAGACAUACGCUCUCGUAAGACUCCAAGAAUUGAAGAUCAGUUUGCUCGAGAUAAACAAGGUCGUAGAAGGUUUCAUGGAGCCUUCACUGGUGGGUUUUCAGCUGGCUACUUCAACUCAGUGGGGACAAAAGAGGGAUGGACACCCUCUUCAUUUGUGUCCACUUCCAGCCAGCGAGCAAAAAGUGUACAAUCCCAGCCUCAAGAUUUUAUGGAUGAGGAGGAUUUGGAAGCACAUGGCAUAUUGCCUCAAGGAAUCCAGGCCUCUGCCAAUUUUGAUGACAGUGAACAGAAGAAGAGAAAAAGAGUUUUGGAUCCAAGUGGACCCAUUCCAGGAACACCAGUGCUUGAAGAUAUUCUGAAGCCCAGCAGGCAAACUAUGGGAAUGAAACUUUUGCGUCGCUUGGGAUGGAAACCCGGACAGGGAGUUGGACCUAGGAUUAAUCGACUCCAGAAGUUGUCAGCACGUAAAGAGAGAGAGAGAAUAUAUGGUUGCCUGCGACCUGAACAUGCAAUGAAAGAUUCUGAGAGUGAGAAUGAGGAAGAGGAGGACCUGCAGGACAUGACUUAUGCUCCUGAUGAUGUUGACACUCUCCACCUGACAACACCCAAGACAGAUCACUUUGGACUGGGCUAUAAACCUUUGGAGCGUUCUUCUCUGCUUGGUGCACACAUCAACCUUUUUGAACCAUCUCCUUUAGUUAUGACUGAGAAGAAGAAAAAAAUUCUAAUAAAGGGGCAGGCUUUUGGUGUUGGUGCUUUUGAGGAUGAAGAUGAAGAUAUUUAUGGCACAGAAGAUAUGAGCAACUAUGACUUUGGUGAGGAUAAGCAGGAGUCUAGGAGAGGACAGAGCAACAAGGAUCAAACACCAGUGUCUAUACAUGGCUUAAUAGAAGUUAUUGAAGGAUUUACACUUAGCAGCAAAACACAUCAGCAACACAGAGUCUACCCACGGCCCACCAUGCCCAAGGAUUUUGUACCUGUGCACCAGCCAUUCAAACGAAGGUUUGAGAGGAAGGAAAGUGAGAUGCGUGGGCUGGGAAGACAUGACAUGACUGCUGAGCAACGAGCACGAAGUAUUACACUGCAACCCAAGACUACUGUGGAGGUGAGAUCAGGGGUCAAAGGGAAGGUUCAUCUCCCUCCCAGAGAUUACUCCAAAGAUGUUAACACAGAUGAAGUAGACAAGAUAUAUGAAGAAUUUAACAUUUCUAAUGCAAAAUUCAAUUCUGACUUUAAACCCUUCAUGAAAGAUCCAGAGAAACAGCGGCGGUAUGAUCUUUUCUUGAGAAUGAAGGAAAGAAGCCAAGAAGCUAGGUUCCACUUGGUUCAGCCUAAGAGUAUGACCGAGUGGCAAAAGCAACGUGAGGUGCAGGAGCUUAGUCGAGCAGCUGAACUCUUUCAACCUCUCACCUCAACCAUGGCCAACAGAUUUGUGAGUGCUGCAACACCAGACUCUGGACCACUCCUGAAGGAUGGACUCAACAUAAACAUCCCAAAAAUGGAUGCAGCCACUAAUGAUGGAAAUGUUGAUGCCUUGGGUCACAAUGUUACUGAUGAAAGAAUUAAAGCUGCCAAAAUGGGCAUGUUUGGCAAGUUGACACAGUCAGUGGUGGAAUGGCAUCCAGAUCGUCUUCUGUGUCGAAGAUUUAACGUUCCUAACCCAUAUCCAGAAUCUUCAUUUGUUGGUAUUAACAAAUCCAAGAGAGAGAAGUUUUCAAUUUUCAAUUUCCUCAACGCACCAGUAGAGGAAACAGCUGGUAACCGAGACGUUUCACCCUCGCCUAGAGACAAAGAAAGAAAAGAAACCUCAGAAGAUGAAGAUCUUAAUACUAAACCAGAAACCUUUGGUCUGAAGGUUCCAGUGGAUGGGCCACCUACAAUGGAUCUUUUUAAAGCCAUCUUUCAAGACUCAGGAUCUGACUCUAACUCUGAGAGUGAGGAGGAACAACCUACGAGUCUUAGAAGGCAACAAGAAUCUAGUCUUAAAUCUAGUCAUAAAUUGGAGUCCUCUAAGGCAGAAAAUUCUCUGGGCUGUUUGGCUAAAAAUAUAUCUGGAUCAGAGAUGGACAGUGGUGAUAGCAGAGUUGUAAUGUCAACCUCUGUGGACAAUUCCUCAGAAAUUUCAAGGGAACGUAAAAGUGUCAUAGAUACAGUCAAAGAUCCAGUUACUGCUAAGAGACCUGAUGGACAGAGAGUUCGUAUAAGCAGGUUUGAACCAAAGAAAGAUGACUCCACUGGGGACACUGAGGGUUUGCCAAAGCCACUUUUUAUAAAUCGUAGAAAAAUUUCUGCAGCUACUGAAAUUACUCCUGCUGAGGGAAUUUUUGCCAAUAUUGACUUCAAAGAACUUAACAGUUAUAGGGAUACUGAUAUUCAUGCCACUCAAGAUCAGACAGUCAACAUGACAGACAGAGUCAAGGAAGGUAUCAUUGGCAGUAAGAAAAUAGAUAGUGAUUCAUCAGUUGAUUCUGAGGAUGAGUAUGGACCUCCAGUUCCAGUACACCUAAAGAAUAGACUUCAGAUGAUCAAGUCAUCAUCGAGUACAGCAUCAGCUGUGGUGCAGACACUUGAGACAGGACACAACAUGGUGACUAAGCAGCAGUCCUUAUGGGUCGAAAAAGAAUCAAAGCGAAAAUCCAAAAAGCACAAAAAUAAAGACAAACAUAAAUAUAAAAAAGAGAAGAAAAAGAAAAAAGACAAGAAAAACAAAAAGCAAAAGGAGAAAAAGCAAAAGAGGAAAGAACACAAAAAUCUAAGCAGAAAAAAUAGAUGCAGCAGUGACUCUGACUUAUCAGACAGUGACUGAGAUGUGAACUAUUAUUUUAUGCUCUCAUCAUUACAGUGAUUCCCACUUAUGUGGAGGUAGGGAGCUGCCUUCCAUAACAUGCUAAAAAAAGGAGGGUCUUAGGUAUCUAUAAUGACUAAUAAUUAUAAUAAUAAUAAUGAUUAACAAACUCA
This is a messenger RNA of Cherax quadricarinatus, 3005 nucleotides long. The record is from RefSeq and is a predicted model, not a curated record. NCBI's taxonomy places the organism in Eukaryota, Metazoa, Arthropoda, Malacostraca, Decapoda, Parastacidae.